AUAUACAUGGCAGAUAACAACUCAAUGCCCGGUGGUAAGUCCUGGUUUCAACAGUUCAAUGAUCAGGUCAUUAUUGUCCAAAUUGUGGUGGUGAUUUUUCUUUGCAUCAACCUGUUGCUCAUUGUGACCUUCUUUUCAAAGGACGUCUUCUACACAAGCAUGCGCUACAUCUUAUUUGCUGUUACACUACUGUCUGAUAGCUUUAUAUUAAUCAUGUCUGAUAUCCUGCUCAUCUUGACCUAUUUUAAUUUCACAAUGCAAAUUGGCCUCUGUAUCAUUAUCUAUAUUCUUUUGUCUCUGUACACUUUUGUCACACCUGUUAUGCUGACAGCAAUGACCCUGGAGCGCUAUGUAGCAAUUUGCAUGCCCCUGCGUCAUGGAGAGUUGUGCUCCACACACAGUGCUAUAAACUGUAUCCUCAUCAUUCACGGCCUCAGCUCUGUACCCUGUAUUGUUGUCUUCUUCAACUUCUUUGCAUCAGCCUCCCAAAACUUGUUAACCCAGUCCAGGUUAUGCUCCAUGAAUAUUUUUGUCUUCCUCCAAUGGCAGGAUCAUGUUAAAUUUGCUGUUUUUCAGUGCUACUUCUUAAUCAUGUCUGUAACCAUCAUUUUCUCCUACACUAAAAUAAUGAAAGUGGCCAAAACUGCAUCAGGGGAGAAUAAAAAGUCAACAUGGAAAGGGCUCAGAACAGUAAUUCUUCAUGCUUUCCAGCUGCUGCUCUGUCUCAUCCAGCUGUGGUGUCCAUUCAUAGAAGCUGCUGUACUUAAGAUUGAUUUUAUGUUAUACAUUCAUGUCAGGUACUUUAUUUACAUAACAUUUAAUCUUGCUCCGAGAUGUCUGAAUCCUCUCAUUUAUGGCCUCAGGGAUGAAAAGUUUUUUCUUGCAUUAAAAUACUGUGGGCCUUUCAGAUAUCACUGUUAA
This is a messenger RNA of Epinephelus moara (kelp grouper), 921 nucleotides long. Its product is annotated as odorant receptor 131-2-like. The coding region runs from base 7 to 921 and encodes 304 amino acids. The transcript has a single exon. Gene Ontology annotation, molecular function: G protein-coupled receptor activity. NCBI's taxonomy places the organism in Eukaryota, Metazoa, Chordata, Actinopteri, Perciformes, Serranidae. The record is from RefSeq and is a predicted model, not a curated record. Gene Ontology annotation, cellular component: membrane. Gene Ontology annotation, biological process: G protein-coupled receptor signaling pathway.